Acanthoscelides obtectus is the source of this 207-nucleotide messenger RNA. Lineage: Eukaryota; Metazoa; Arthropoda; Insecta; Coleoptera; Chrysomelidae. The record is from the annotation of a GenBank genome assembly.
AUGACAUUCGUGGUGUGGCACGCACCGCCGCACUGUAAAAACCUCGUUGAAUUCGACCUAAAAGACAAGGCGCUCGCUGUUGACGGUGAUGCAACAUUGUUUCCGAAAAAAGUAAUUACAAAUGACGUCGACGCCCCAAACAUGUGUGUGAAAAUGAAUUAUGUGAAGAACAAUACUUCUUUCUACAAGAAUCAGGAACAUAAGUGA